Molecule: messenger RNA, 1545 nt
Organism: Sungouiella intermedia
Lineage: Eukaryota; Fungi; Ascomycota; Pichiomycetes; Serinales; Metschnikowiaceae
Source: the annotation of a GenBank genome assembly
AUGGCUAGCAUUAUCAGUCAGGUACCGGGAUUCAAAGAGUCACGACUCCGGUCACUCUAUUCGGACUUCAGUCACUUGAAAGAGGUUAAUCCGGAGGGUUAUGAUGCCAACAUUUCUGCUUGGUGUGACGUGCUCGAUCUCUGUCUCAAGGAUCAUUACUUCCAGUCUACAAUCACCUUACCAGGAACCGAAUUGGCUUCGAAAUUGGCAGAUCCUACCUAUGGCCAUCCAAAGGGAUUGGCAUCGGUUCUAGACGCAGAGAUUCAGAAUGGAAAAUAUGUACCAUGGUCCAUCUACAAGUUCUCAUCUCCGGAACCGGCCUGGAACCUUAAGGACUACUUUUCGCCCAUGAGAUGGGUGGAACAGAAAUUAAGAACGUACCGAAUCGGGAAAUUCUCCCUGCUGGACGGCAAAGGUGGUGUGUGCAAUGACUACUUCAUUAAUUGGCACAUAUUGGCAUCGACGGGAGAUAGACUCGGAGAGAAAAUCACCGCUGAGGUGCAGAGCAAAGGAACGUACUCGGCGAAAUUGCUAGAUAGCGAUCUUUUUAUGGAGUUGGUCAAAAAGUUGGACCCGAACUUGUCUGAUUUGGAUAUCCAGGUACUUCUUAUCUAUUUGAGUAGAGAUUGCGGGAAGUUGACGGUAGUUAGUGACUACGAGAAUGCUCGUAGAGCAUUUGUGAAGGUGGACAAUUCUCCAAUUACCGAGGAAGAUUUUGGAAUCAUCAAGAUCAAAGCAAACAUCAGAAGCAUCCAGGCCAGAACAGAUAUCUUGGCCGAGAGACUCGACAAAGAAAUCCCAGAGAAGAUCCGGACGUUACUCCAACGAGGAAAGAAUGACGAGCGCUUGAGAAAUGUGUUGGUGCAGAAGACAUAUGUAACCAAAUUCUUGAACAAAUCUUUGGGCAUCUUAUCCCAGUUGAACAUGAUUUUGGAUAAGAUCAACGAUGCGCAGACAAACGUAUCGGUCUAUGACUCUUUGCGGACGGCCAAGGGAGUGCUUGCGUUUUUCAACAACCAAAUCUCCUUUGCCGAUCUCGAUAAGAUUCAGCUGGAGUUGGAUGAGGAAAUUGCGAUUUCGAAUGAGCUUACAGAUGCUUUGGUGGUGACUCCUGAUAUGGAUGAGAGGGCCAUCGACGAUGAGAUGGAGGAAUUAGAGAGAGAGUAUAUUGAGAGGAAUGGGGCUAAGGACACCGCUAAGAACAAGAUCAGUGAGGGGGCUAAGCAUCAAACAAAAGAUGAGGUGAAGGAGAAUGUCAAGAAUGAAGUUAAUGACAACAUCGAGGCUGUUAAGGAGAAUAAUAAUGGAUCUGAGGUGGAGGUGAAGAAAGAAAUCAAGAAAGAUCCUGAGGCGGUGAACCUCGAGUCUGAAGAUCCAAAUGUGGUCAUGGUAGAUGUUCCACGGAAAAUAAAUCAAUCUUUGGCGCCAGAGGAUGCAGAAAGCAAGGCACUAAUUGACAAGUUACUGGAGUUGAAGUUGACAAACCUAGAACCAUCGGAAGAGAAGGAAUCCAAGAAUACCGAAAGGUUGUUGGCUACAGAUUAG